CACCUUUUCUCGAUUGAAUUUCUUUUCGUCGAAAACAAUCCGGCACACGAAGUCACGCUUUUUGUGAUUCGAUCAGAUUAUAACGCCGGUUAUCAUCCCUCAACUGCUACACAGAGAUCAAACCCAUAGAUUAAUUGAUUUUAAAGGCGAUAGUCAUGAAGAACUCGCAUGCUUUGAGACGCAAAACGGCACCAUCCGUAUGGUACAGGAUGCUUGUUUCGAUGGCAAUGUUGAUAGUGUUGGCCUCCUUUACGGGAAAUAACGGAGGGCUCCUCGUUUCGGCGGAAAUGGAAGCCUCUUGGACUCCGAACGAGGAAGGAGGUCCCGCGAUGCCACUUUCAAUGCACCAGAGACAGCAAUUGGUUCAGCUCCAACAGGCCAUUCAGAAUUCUCCCGAUCCGAACGGGACCUUGCAACAGGUCGCCCAAAGCAACAACAUGUCCCCGAACGAGUUGUACCAAAUGAUCGAAAAGAACGCACAGGAUUUACAACAAGAUCCUGCACUGUUGAGCGAGUUGCAACAAUUUGCUCAGAGUGGUGGUAGAAUGGGCAACAGCCUACCCAAAAUGGUCGUCAAAUUCAUCGCUGGCCUGGGUGUAGCGAUGCGCCAAACAGCGCAGCAAAAUCCGAGAGCUUUCACCACAUCGCUCAUGGCCGCCCUUUUGAUUUUCUACACUUUGCUGGCCAUUCCCCGGACCGGACUUCAGAUUUCUAGUGGGCGCAGUAUCCUCACUCUCUCGAGUGGUCCAACCACCGUGUUUUCGCCUCCGGAUCGAUACCUUCACAAAAUGAUUGGCAAGGUGGAUUCGAUGGUAGCUUCUCCCAAGCUGAGCAUCAAAACAAUGAAAAAAGACUGGGACGAUUUGCUGAAACCAUUGACUCGGGAAUUGGUGUCUGACUAUGGAGCAAAGGACAACGAAGAGGAUACAGACGAUCUGAACGAUCCCUACGGAAGGGUUGAGACUCAUAGCCUCGGUCGCAAGAACGAGUUGAAACAAGCCGUGACUGCCCAAUUUAUGUUGGGACCCGAUCAGUUUUUGACGGAUUUUCCACUCGGGGAUACCUUGGAAGAAAUAGCGGCGGAACGGGAGAACAUCAUCGACAUGCUCUAUGCGAAUGCGGCGGGUCUAUUGACGGAACGAAACCUGGUGGAAUUUUCGGAUGCAACGAGCAAGGCGAGAGAUCGACUUCGCGCCGUUUGCGGUGACGGAAAGAAAGACAGAGACUCGAGUCUAUCUAGCAAAGACUUUGGUGUCAUUGUAGUACCAGGUCUGGGAAAGCUCGGCCGAUACGGACUCAUGUACUGGAAGGUCACCAGCGAAACCUCGCAAAAAUCGUCGUCGGCGGUCUCGAGCCAGACGCUGACCCUUACCACACUAAAGGGAAAAGGCUUUUUCGACGGACAAAUCCACUUCGACGUUCGAAAGAUCCCCCACCUCGACGGGAUGCUCUUGGUGCAGGUGUCACUGGCCGUUCCCAGAGGCGGCCGCAAGCUCCAGCAAAAACGAGCCGAGGCCCUGGUCGAGAACAUGGCCCGGUCCCUCGUCCGGUCGGUCUCCCGUAGGACCCGGCAACGCCUCGCGCGCCAGUCCCAGGGCAAGCGCUUCAAGGACACGGGCAGCCGCCGCGCGGACGACCGCCGCAAGGAGCGGUUCGAGCGAGAGCGGCUGCUGGAAGAAAUGGCCACCGAUCGGCGCCGGAGAUGGCAGAAAACGAACCCCGACGCGGGCCGGUAUCGACCCAGCGGCCACCGGAUGAGAUCGCCCAACAAUUGCUAGUACGGUAAAACUCAACGGUUUGAAAUUGUUGCGCAAGUUCUCCCUAACGAAUAGAAUAACAAGUAACUG
This is a messenger RNA of Pseudo-nitzschia multistriata, 1847 nucleotides long. NCBI's taxonomy places the organism in Eukaryota, Bacillariophyta, Bacillariophyceae, Bacillariales, Bacillariaceae. The record is from the annotation of a GenBank genome assembly.